AUGGGGCUGGUAUCAACAGACUCUCUCCCUGAGGCCCUUCUCUCUGUAGCAGAGAAAACCCUCACCCCCCAGCCUCUCUUCAUGGGGCUCUCGGGGCCGCAGCUCUCCCGCAUAGCGCGUGAGGUGUACGUACACCUCAAAAACAACGGAAAAGAGGCGCUGGCGCAGCAGGCCAAAGUCCUUAUGGACCCUGACGCAAUCGCUAAAGCCCUCCAUCAGCUGCAGCAGCAGCAGCAGCAGCAGCAGCCGCAGCAGCAACAGCAACAGCAGCAGCCGCAACAACAGCCGCAGCAACAACAGCAGCCACAUCAUGCAGCACCGUGCACUGUUGCAUCGCCGUGCAAUGUUACUUCUUGCCCCUGCUGCAUGCACAGAGCUUCCCUCUUGGGGCCCCAGGGGGGGGCCCUCCAGCCGCAGAUCGUCCCUGUCUUGGUGCCGCCGCAGCAGCCCCAGUGGCAGCUGCCGCUGCCGCUGCAGCCGCCCCAGCAGCAGCCCUGCAUGCAUCCCCAGCCGCAACAGCAACCGCAGCUUCCGCAUGCUUGUGAGGGGCAUGCACAGCAACAGCAGCAGCAGCAACCCGAGCCACAGCAACCUCAGCAGGAGAAGCAACAGCCAGAACCGCAGCAGCAGCAGCAGCAGGAGGUGCAGCAGACGUCCCGCAAGGCCUGUGUUGCUCGUCUCUUGUUUGCUAUUGUAGCGGCGAAGUUAGCGCGCGAGGGAAUGCAGCAACUGCAGCAGAUGUACAAGAACAGCAGCAGCAGCAGCAGGAAGCAAGUUGUCUCCUGCGAUCCUGAUAAUUCAGGCAUGGGUUCUGUCUCCGUUGAGGGCCUUGCUGCUGCUCUGACCCCUGAGAGAGGUUUUUUCUUGGGGCUGCAGCAGGACCUGCUGCUGUCUCUGCAGCGUGUAGUCGCUGCUGCAGUAGACGGCAUCAAUGCUGCAAUGGGUGCAGCAGGGUACGCAGCACAGGGCCCCCAGGGGGCCUCUGCACGGCCUGGGGGGGCCCCCCGAGACCAGCUGGGGCUCAUCCCCGCGGAGCUGCCGCCUCUGUACUGCUCGAAGGCAGAACAGGGGAGAACGGAGCUAAGCAUCCACGAGAAGAAAGCUGGCGAGUUAAUAAACAAACUCCUCCGCUUGAGGGGAGCAAAAGCCCUAGACUCUACCAGCCCCACAACGCCUGAACACAUGCAGCAGCAGCAGCAGCAGGUGCAGCAGGUGCAGCAGCUGCUGCAGCAGCAGAUGCACGGGCAACGGGGAAUGGAACAGAACAAGACGCGUGGGGGUGAGAGUCAACGGCUGCAACAACAGCAGCAGCACAAACAUAAGCAAGGCAAGCAGCAGCAGCAGCAGCAGCAGCAGCAGCGGCGCGCUAGUGUAGCAGAGCAGCAGGACUCUGAUGAAAAGGCUCUGGACGAGGAGUUUAAAGGUGUGGAUGGUGGUCAUAUGUAUGCAUCUCCUCAGGGUUUCCUCCGUGCUGCUGAGCAGCACAAGGAUGCGUCUCCUUUGUCAGUGGAGCAGCAGCUGAGGUUCUAUGGUUUGUAUAAGAGAGCCACUGCCGGCAUCUGUCCCCCUAAACAGCCCUCUCGUUUUAACAUCCGCGAAUAUAAAAAAUGGGAGGCAUGGAAGGCUUGCAAUGGAUUGUCUGCCUUGGAGGCAAAAAGAGAAUAUGUGAAGAAGGCACGAGAGGUGAAGAAGCAGUAUGCGCGGCUGUAG
This is a messenger RNA of Eimeria mitis, 1710 nucleotides long. RefSeq lists its product as uncharacterized. Lineage: Eukaryota; Apicomplexa; Conoidasida; Eucoccidiorida; Eimeriidae. Gene Ontology annotation, molecular function: fatty-acyl-CoA binding. Bases 1 to 1710 code for a protein of 569 amino acids. The record is from RefSeq and is a predicted model, not a curated record. The transcript has 3 exons. Gene Ontology annotation, biological process: fatty acid metabolic process.